AUGGAAAUUGCAACGAUAGAUAAUAAUAGUUAUAAAAGCGAUAGUAACAAUUUGGAUAAUAAUGAAAAUAACAAUGAAAACGGUGAUGGUACAACUUUUUCUUUAUCAUCAUCAGCAAUAUAUAAUUUAUCAUGGGAUUGUGCAAAUAAUUCCACAUGUAUACAAAAUAUUGCCCGAAACCUAAUAAAUAAUUAUGAAAAUGGUCAAAGUAUUGAUUUUGGAUUAUUUAGUAUUGAAAGAUUAGCAAAAAUGUCAAAUAAUAACAAUAAUAAUAAUGAUGAUAAAGAAAAGGAUACAGAAGGACGUUCAUUAUCAACAAUACAAAAAUUUAUAGAAGGGAAUGCAAUUAGAAUUCCAAUUGGACCAAUGGUAUUUAGUUUACAACGAUCAGAUGAUGAUCCGGAUUAUAUGGAAUUAGCUCUUUUGAAAAGAGUUAAUGAAAAAGAAGAAGCUUCGCUUAAAGGACGUGGCCGAGGAGGUAUUGGUGGAAUUUUCAAAAAGAAACGCGGACAUAAAGAAAAGAAACAUUUGCAAGUAUUUAUUCCUAUGUAUUUAGCAGCAAAUACAUUCGGAUGGACAUUAUUAGCUGUUAAAGCAGUUGGAGUUUUAACAAUAAAAGCCCUUAUUGUUUCAAAAUUAGCAUUUUUAAUAGCAACCGGUAUUAUUGUAAAAAAAAUGAUGGAUUCAGCUCAACAAAAAAUGUUAUUCCCACAUCAUCAUCCGUAUUUAAUGCCAUAUAAUAUGGAUUAUGGUUUACAAGCUCAUUCAAUGCCAGGUGCUGAAGAAUAUUUAAAUUUACAUUUAGCAAAUCAUCAAGCUUUAGAGAAUAUGGCUGCUGCUGAAACAAAUCAUGUUGUACAUGCAAUUCAAGGAAAUUCAACACAACCACAACUUUUAGCUGUAUCAGCUAUAAAUGGUAAUCCAAAUACACCAAAAAUUAAAAGAAGUGAUCAAUGGUCUGGUGUACAUCCUAGCCGACCAUCAUCUCAAACAUUUUAUAAUUAUCUUACAAAAACUCCACCAGCCUCACCAUAUGUAUACCAAAAAUAA
Molecule: messenger RNA, 1050 nt
Organism: Condylostylus longicornis
Lineage: Eukaryota; Metazoa; Arthropoda; Insecta; Diptera; Dolichopodidae
Exons: 5
Coding region: 1-1050 (349 amino acids)
Source: RefSeq, a predicted model, not a curated record